GCUGGUUGUAAACUGACAGAGGAAUCCUUUGAGGCUUUAGCCUCUGCUGUGCAGCACAUGGUCUCCCUGACAGAACUGGACCUGAGUGACAAUCACAUAAGCAUCACUGGAAUUCAGCUUCUGAGUUCACUGAAAAGUCACAUCAACUGUAAACUGCAGACAUUAAGACAUGCCCGUGGAGAACUGAGAAACUAUGCCUGUGAGCUCACGCUGGACCCAAACACAGCACACAGAAUUCUCUCUCUCUCUGAGGGGAACAGAAAGGUGACACGUGGGAAUCAGCAGCAGCCGUAUCCUGACCACCCAGAGAGAUUUGACUCCAUGUCUCAGGUGCUGUGUAGAGAGGGUCUGACUGGGCGCUGCUACUGGGAGGCUGAGUGGAGUGGUGAUGGGGUUCUUAUAGCAGUGGCCUAUAAGAGCACCCCGAGGACACAGAGGAGUGAGCAGAGCAGCAUGUUUGGAUGUAAUGCCAAGUCCUGGAGACUGAGGUGCUCUGGUAACAGUUACUCUGCCUGUCACAAUAGUAAGGAGACUGCCAUACCUGCCCCCUCCUCCCGCUCCAGCAGAGUAGGAGUGUACCUGGACUGGCCAGCAGGCACUCUGUCCUUCUACAGCGUCUCCUCUAACACACUCACCCACCUGCACACGUUCCACUCCACAUUCACUGAGCCCCUCUAUCCUGGGUUUACUGUUUAUUCUAACGCCUCAGUGUCCCUGUGCCAGAUCACAUGACCUCCUAAUCCUGCAGCAGAGGAGAGCCACACACACCUGUUAACACACUCCUGUGUGUGUGUGUGUGUGUGUGUGUGUGUGUGUGUGUCCUUUUCAUCCUCUGUGUUCCAUCUUCCCUCUGACUGUGUUUUCUACUCAUCUCAGUUUCUCUUACUCGCUUUGUGUGUGUGAGGGGGGUUGUGUCUGUGUGGUGUUCGUUGCUCCUGCCCUCCUCCUGUGUGUGUGUGUGUGUGUGUGUGUGUGUGUGUGUGUGUGUGUGUGUGUGUGUGUGUGUGUGUGUGCGUGUGCGUGUGCGUGUGCGUGUGCGUGUGCGUGUGCGUGUGCGUGUGCGUGUGCGUGUGCGUGUGCGUGUGCGUGUGCGUGCGCGUGCGCGUGCGUGUGCGUGUGCUGCCCCUGCUCCGCUCCUGUGUGUGUGUGUGUGUGUUCCUCCUCUUGCCUCCUCUCUGUUCUCACUUCUCACUCACUCACACACACACACACACUCACUCACUCACUCACACUGACACACACACACACACACACACACACUGACACACACUGACACACAUUCACUCUCACACACACACACACACACACACACACACACACACACACACACACACACAGUCACACUGACACACUGACACACACUGACACACAUUCACUCUGUCACACACACACACACACACACACACACACACACACACACUAGCUCACACUGACUCAAACUCACACACUCACUCACAUUCAUACUCACACACACACACACACACACACACACACACACACACACACACACACACACACAGUAACACUGACACACACUCACACACAUUCACUCACACACACACACACACACACACUCACACACAUUCACUCACACACACACACACACACACACACACACACACACACACACACUAUACACUCACUCACACACACAGUCACAAACACUCACUCUGUCUCUCUCUCUCUCUCUCUCUCUCUCACACACACACACACACACACACUAGCUCACACUGACUCACACUCACACACUCACUCACAUUCAUACUCACACACACACACACACACACACACACACACACACACACACACACACACACACACACACACUACCUCAGUCACAUUCACAAUCACACUCAGUUCAGACUUGUGUUCUGCAGAGCAGUAUUGAACUUUGCUCACUGCUGGUUGCUCACGCUUUAGCUUCGGUAUUGUAGGCCGGCAGCAGGAGCACUGACAUGGUCACAAAGCAGGGAGUCCAGGAGAGUCAUACACUCAUAGACAAUACAGCAGUUAUAUACGUGUGUAACAAAUGGUCCGAUGCACCAAAGUGUGUGUGUGGUACAGACCUGUAUGAGCCUUUCAGUGGGGUGAAUCAGUGGUCAAGGGUCUGAUCGCCCCUGGUGGGACAGGUGACGUGCUGGUGGUACUUGGGAAGGACUGUUUUGAGGUUGCAGUGAUUGAUGUCACCCGUUAUGAUGAGGAUUGCUUCCUGGUGCUGACUCUCUUGUUUACAACAUACAGUUCAAGUGCCGCUGCAGCAGGGGCACACACACACAUACACACACACACACCACUAAAUAAUAAAAAGAUGACUCGGGUCGGUCCUCGGACUAAAUAUUUUCCACUCAGUGAAAAAAAAAAAAAAAAAAUAUUAAUCAUCGCUGCUGUUUACCACAAAUCAUCAUGAAUUUCUCUAUGGGGAUCAAUCUAUCUAUCUAUCGUAAAGGAAGUCUGGCUGCUGCAUGCAAGGUGCAUGCAAUCAUGGAGCGGGGGCAGACAUGACGCUACUGUGUUGGGAGAUGGAAGGACAGAGCUUGCGGCAGCUCUGUCAUGUGUUGCACCAACAUUUAUGAGUUCCUGUGCAAGUUCUAAGAAGCUGUCUCCUUGAACAAAAUAAAAUGGCAGUAGCCUAUUGUUGCUGGGCUAUAGCCUACGUCUUCAUGAAUAGCUAACAACUCAUCAUGAAGUGUGUAUGAAGCGGUUAUUGAAAUAUCAUGCUCUGUGGAUGAUUCUGCCUUUUUUAUAGCAAGAACAGUAAGUUUUCCCAUUUAUAUCAUGUUUCUAUUUUGGAAAAUAUUGUUUCACUAGGUUUUACGUGGGUUAGGUAGGCCACUGCACAUAAUUGUGCCCUUAACGACCGUCCGUCUCCAUAGAUACAGUAACAUAGGAAAACUCGACCGCCGGCGUCGGGCCGCGGGCCGGGUUCGGGUAGAUAGUUCAAAUGUAUGUGUCGGGUUACAUCGGGCUCGGGCUUUGAAAGCCAGGCCCGUUGAGAACUCUAGCUGCAGAGACUUUUUUACAUUGAUAUACUUGAGGGAGACAGAAGGAGGGGAGUCCCUUAUUUUCCCCUGUAUUUUUGAUUAUAAAUUAAAUAUGUUAUUGGUUGAAAUGUUGUCUUAACCUCGAUAUGUGUAUAUCCACAAAGACAAACAGGGUUUAAUUAAAAUACAUACAAAUGAAUUGAAAUAAAAUGUAAAAUGUAUGUUAUGUUCAAUUUCAUGGCACAUGUGUAUAUUCUUAAUGAGUCAUUCUCCUUGACCUUAAGGAAUUAAAUUAAAAUAAAAUGUAAACAAAU
This is a messenger RNA of Sardina pilchardus (European sardine), 3295 nucleotides long. Its product is annotated as stonustoxin subunit beta-like. NCBI's taxonomy places the organism in Eukaryota, Metazoa, Chordata, Actinopteri, Clupeiformes, Clupeidae. The transcript is spliced from 3 exons. The record is from RefSeq and is a predicted model, not a curated record. Bases 58 to 732 code for a protein of 224 amino acids. Gene Ontology annotation, molecular function: protein binding.